Danio rerio (zebrafish) is the source of this 1583-nucleotide messenger RNA. The record is from RefSeq and is a predicted model, not a curated record. NCBI's taxonomy places the organism in Eukaryota, Metazoa, Chordata, Actinopteri, Cypriniformes, Danionidae.
AACUUAAUCUUUUCAUUUCAGCCACGUUUCAGGCCCUCUGCCUUCAAACCGGUCACCCCGAAAAACUUCAGCUCCAUGCAAAACCUCUACCCAUCCAAAUCAGAUGAGCUGGAGUGCAGUUUACCCAACGGCAUGCAUCCGUCCUAUAGCAAAGCACAAGCCAAAUCAAUGUCCACCUCUUCAUCGUCCUCCUCUCCAUCGCGUCCAGGUACAAGCACUAGUAAAGGAGUGUUAACAGCAGCCCGCGGACUCAGCCAAGAAGAGGAAAACACAUCUGACUCCGGACACAACUCUAUGAACAGCCUGCCGCCCUACAAGCCACCCUUCCGCCCUCAUUUGGGUCAAAUCAGCGCCUCGAUGGGUCACAUCAACCACAUCGGCUCACUGGACCGCACGUCUCUGGGAUCUAAAGGAGCUGCGUCUACAGUCACGGAGGUGUCCUGUCAGAGUAUGGCAACUCUCAAUCGUCUGCAGUGUUACGGUAGCGAGGCGCCACCACCGUAUGAACUGUCCCAAUCUCUGGAGGACGUGAUUCGGGAUCUGGAGGAACGACUUCAGGAGAAAGAGCAUGAGCUGAGGCAGAUGAGGAGGAACCUAGACGAGAGCGAAGACGCCAUUGCACAGGUUUUUGAAGGCAAACAGCGGCUCUGGGAGAAGGAAGUGACGGAGCUGAAAAACCUGUACACCGCCAAACUGCGGCAGAUAUCCCAGCAGGCUCAGCGUUCCCAGCGAAACCUGCAGCUGCAGCUGUAUAAAGCCCAGCAGGAGCGCAACCGGCUGCAGGACGAGCUGGAAAGCGUCAGGCUGGAGUGCCAGAAGCUGAAAAGUCAAAGCCCAGCGGCACAAAGCCAGAACAUUAAUCCCCAGCUGGAGGAAACCCAAUGGGAGGUGUGCCAGAAGUCAGGUGAGAUCUCGUUACUCAAGCAGCAGCUGCGGGACUCUCAGGCCGAGGUCACGCAGAAACUGAGCGAAAUUUUCCACUUAAAGACGCAACUGCACGAAACACGCAAUCAGAUGCGGAGCAAAGACAGCCAGAUCGACUCGCUGCAGACGGCAGUGCAAGGAGCCCGGAGGAAAUGCACAAUGCCAGCUUUUGAGGACACUCGAUCAGACAUGGACACGGGUGAAACUGGAGGAUCCAGCGCUACAGAGGAGCGACUCAGAGCUGAACUUCUCCUUGAAAGACGCCAGAAUGAAGCUCAGACUUCAGCUUUUGAAAGCGAGAGGAAAACAUGGCAGAACGAGAAGGAGAAAGUGAUUCGCUACCAGAAGGAACUGCAGGCCAGCUAUCUGGAGAUGUACCAUCAGAACGAGGCCUUGGAGAGGGAACUGGCCGUGCUGAGAGGGGGCAGGGCCAGAGUGGAGGGGGCGGGGCCUGGGGGCGGAGAUGAGGGCAGUGCUUCACAUGAAACAAAGCCUCCCAUUGGUCUGCCUUGGAUAGAGAGGAUCGAGUCCUCUGAGAUUUGACUUUGCAGAUGUUUUUUUGGCAUCCGAGUUUAGAUUGAUGCCAACAGUUUUGGCUUCGUAUCAGUUUCACUUAUAAGAUGAAAAUUGAACGUUGUUUUUUUUUUUUUCAAAUAUAU